This is a messenger RNA of Osmia bicornis bicornis, 2461 nucleotides long. RefSeq names its product guanine nucleotide-binding protein-like 1 (gene Ns4). Gene Ontology annotation, molecular function: GTPase activity; GTP binding. The record is from RefSeq and is a predicted model, not a curated record. The transcript has 5 exons. The coding region runs from base 213 to 1946 and encodes 577 amino acids. NCBI's taxonomy places the organism in Eukaryota, Metazoa, Arthropoda, Insecta, Hymenoptera, Megachilidae.
GACGAUGCGAGUAUCGAGGCCGAACUUCGAAUUCCGCGUUGGUAAAACAGUUAACGUUUCAUCGAAAAUUAGGUUGAACAGAAACUGAUUCAAGCGCUACCUCAGUUAUUGCAUUCAACUAAGAUCAGUGAUUACAGAUUUCUCAUUGAAUACAGAAAUCUUUCCCUGGAAAGAUUUUAUCAAAUUUAUGAGGUUAAGAUAACCAAAAAAAAAUGCCACAAGGAACAAGGAAAAAACCAUUUAGCGGUAAAGCAAAAAAACAACAAUUGCAAGCUAAAAAACAGCGACAGACUUCCACUUUGUUCGGAGCUGGAAGUCAUACCAGAGAUAAUGAACAGAGAGCAAAUUAUGGCGAUAACUUGGAAUUCUGUAGCAUACAAAAGAUCAACAAACAACCAAAAGAUGACAAUUCUUCCAAAAACAGAUAUGCCUUACAGUUCUUUCAAGAGAGCAAAGAGGAAUUAAUGAAACGAAGGGAACAAGCUAGACAGAGUAUUGAACCUUUAUCUCUUAAAGACCAAGAGGUUUCUGAUGAUUAUUUUCCACCAGAAAUUGAUAUUCCCAAAAGACCACCAUGGGAUUUUAGCAUGUCAAAAGCACAGUUAGAAAUGAGAGAGCAAAAGUAUUUUACUGAAUAUGUAAAAGAUAUGAUAAAGUUGAACUCCAUCAGUUACUUUGAACUAAAUUUAGAAACUUGGAGACAAUUAUGGAGAGUCUUAGAAAUGUCUGAUGUUCUGUUAAUUAUUGUUGACAUCAGGUAUACCGUGUUAAUGUUUCCUCCAUAUUUAUAUCGUCACAUAACAAAUGAAUUGAAGAAAGAUAUGAUCUUGGUAUUAAACAAAGUUGAUCUAGCUCCUCCAGCCUUAGUGGUAGCAUGGAAAGAAUAUUUUAGUAAAAUGUAUCCUAAAUUGCAUAUUUUGAUGUUCACAUCGUAUCCUACUUACAAUUUACGCGGGAACGUAAGCGAAACGGAAGGAUUAAAGCAAAGACGUAGAAAAGGAAAAUUAAGGAUGGCUGCAGAAGGGGCACAAAAAUUACUGGAUACUUGCAAACAGAUUGUCGGAGAUAACGUAGAUUUGACUUCUUGGCAGAAUAAAAUUCAGGAAGAAAUGCAAAUGGAAUUUGAUUUAGACGACGUUAGUCAUAAAGAUAGCGUAACAAUUGAAAAGGAAGAUACAAGUUACUUUGAACACGAACGUUAUAAAAACGGGGUUUUAACUAUCGGAUGUAUUGGAACUCCAAAUGUUGGAAAAUCAUCUUUGAUGAAUGCAUUAAUGGGGAAAAAGGUUGUAAGCGUAUCGCGAACACCUGGACAUACUAAACAUUUUCAAACUAUAUUUCUUACGAAAACUGUUUGUCUCUGCGAUUGUCCAGGACUGGUGUUUCCAUCAACGGUACCGAAACAAUUACAAAUAUUAAUGGGUUGCUUUCCGAUUGCUCAAGUUAGAGAACCGUAUACAACAGUUAAAUUUCUAGCCGAACGAAUAGAUGUACCAAAGUUACUGAGCAUACAACACCCGGAGAACGAUGAUACGUGGUCCGCCGUCGACGUUUGCGAUGGCUGGGCCUUAAAACGGAAUUUCGUAACUGCACGAACCGGUAGAUUGGAUAGUUACAGAGCAGCUAAUUCAAUAUUGAGAAUGGCGCUUGAAGGCAAAAUUUGUAUAUACGUAUAUCCACCACAGUGGGUCGAUAACAAAGAAAAAUGGGAGCAACAUCCAGAAGUUGAAAUAGUAAGGUGGAUUCAAGCUAGAAAUAAAGGAGAAGAUCCUGCCGACACGGGAAAGGUAUAUUCGUCAUCUGAAGAUGAAGUCGACGAGGAAGAAAAUUUAGAAAAUGAGAAACAACAGAAAGAAGAGGAAUCUGAUAAUUCUGAUGAUACAUCGAGCGAAGAAUCAGAAAUUCCACGCGUUGUUAAUAAAUUUGAAGCACUGUCUGCGUAUUGAUCGAGGAAUCGACUGGUUAUCGAUUACUCUUAAAUAUAUAUUUUAUUAAUUUUUGAGUACAUGUUACUUACGUUAGGCUAUCUAUUUACAACAAGGUAGAGUAUAAUAUUUAUAACGAAAUGUUUCAUAAGUAAAAACGUUAUAUAUAUAUAUUACACGCAUUAUUGUUCUGCAUCUAAUAUUUUCUAAUUAUUUAUUGUACUGCUGUUUAUAUACACCUUUGCUUCUGCCAUUGUUUCGUUGGUCCACUAUACAGCAAUAAUUUAUUAAAUUUAGUUGUUGUACAAGAACAACCAUUUCUUUUUUAUUGCGCUAUUCAAAAUUCCUUGAAAAGAGAGAACAUUUUUCGAGCGAUCUAAAAUAAUAGAGAUACAGGAUAAUCGAACUAUUAAGGCCUAUCAAAUUUAUGUGAUAAAUGCAGUGCAAAGCGGAUAAAUGUUAAAUCUUGAAAAAAUAUGCUAUAUACGUUUAUGUAUACCUGUAACAUGCGAUAUUAAAGCGAUUGUUAAUACGAA